AGUAACCAAGAAAAUCAACCAACAACCCAGAAAUUUCUGAAACCUUCAUCUCUCAGAGUAGCAGCAGCCAUUAACAACCGUUAAACACUCUCUCUCUAUCUCUCUUUCUCUCUCAUCACUCAUCAUCAACAGAUCUUAGCAUCAAUGGUAGGCGUACCUCUCUCUCUCCUCCGUCGUUGAGUUGCGCGAUUUCUUUCUCUCUCAUCGGAUUGCGGUGGUGGUGGUGGUGGAUUUUGUUCUUGCUGCUGCUUUUCCCCAAUUAUGGCUUCCAAAGGUCCUAGGUCUAAACUUGAUCAUGACUCAAGAGCUAGGCGUCAAAAGGCGCUUGAAGCUCCUAGAGAACCUCGUCGUCCUAAAACACAUUGGGAUCAUGUUUUAGAGGAGAUGAUUUGGUUGUCAAAGGACUUUGAAGCAGAGAGGAAAUGGAAGCUAGCACAGGCAAAGAAAGUAGCUUUACGAGCAAGCAGAGGCAUGCUGGACCAGGCAACGAGAGGGGAAAAGAAAAUGAAGGAAGAAGAGCAGCGAAUGAGAAAAGUAGCACUAAAUAUCUCAAAAGAUGUCAAGAAAUUCUGGACAAAAAUAGAGAAGCUGGUGCUCUACAAGCAUCAGUUAGAGCUUGACUAUAAAAAGAAGGCGGCACUUGACAAGCAGCUGGAGUAUCUCUUGGAUCAAACUGAAAGGUAUUCAACUAUGCUGGCGGAAAAUCUCAUGGGCACAUCAAACGCUUGUCCGUCAGGGCAGCCACCCUCUAUAGAGGAGAAUCAUCGUGACUCGCAGCAAAAAGAGAGUGAUGAAAAAACAGUGGAUGGAGGAUCUAUGGAACUAUUUACAGAGGCUAAUUCAGACACAGAGAUGAAACAAGACGCAAUGGAAGCUGAUGAUGAUUAUGAUGUAACAUCUGAGGAUGAAGUAGAAGAUGAUGAACAGACUCUCGAGGAAGAUGAAGCUUUGAUAACAGAGGAAGAAAGGCAAGAAGAAUUGGAUGCCCUGCAAAGUGAAAUAGACCUACCAUUAGAGGAGCUGCUCAAACGCUAUUCAACCAGUGAAGCAAAUGGAGUAAAUAGUAUUGAGGUUUGUGCUGUUGCAACAGAGUUAAAUGGCGAGGUUGGCCCUGCUCAGGUCAAGGGAGAAAGUUUUCAAGAGGGACAUGAUGUUGCUGUAGAAAGCCUUGAAAAGGUCGCUCCUGGUAAGAAUGAGGAAACUGAUUCUCUUGCUGUACCUAAGGUAGAUGUUGACUGCUCAUCAGAGAUUGUUAGUCGUCGUUGUGUUCAAAGCAACGGUUCUUCUACGACAACGACCUCUGCAUCUAAAGUUGACCCCUAUGUGCCCGGAAACUCACCUGAUGACAUCCCAAACUCCGACUUUGUAGAUUUGGAUUAUGAUGAUGAGCAGGCAGAUGAUGAGUUUGUCAUUGCCCCAGGCGAGGAGAAGGAUGAUGAGGCAACGCUGGAGGAGGAGGAGGAGUUGGCAAGAGCAGAGUCGAGAAAGCCUGAAGAUGAGAUUGCAUUAUUGCAGAAAGAAAGCGAGGUUCCCUUGGAAGAAUUACUUGCAAGAUAUAAGAUGGAUCUGGCUGAGACUGGCUCAGCUGAUGAUGAAUCAGAUUAUUGUUCUGUUCAGUCUGACGAAAGUUCUCCAAUGGAGCAAGUGUUUCACGAGGAAGUUCCAGACACUGUUUUGGCUGAAGAUGAUGUCUCUGGGGAGAUAAAAAAUACUUCACCUGCCCCUGGAGAAGAAGCUGUUGCUGAUCAUGUGAUGGACAGUGAAGAGGAGAGUCAAAGAGAUGCUAGAAUCGCUGAUGCAGCUGCUGCUGCCAGGUCUGCGCAACCAACAGGGAACACUUUCUCCACAACUAAUGUUCGGACGAAGUUCCCAUUUCUUAUUAAACAUCCUCUCCGUGAGUACCAGCAUAUUGGGCUUGAUUGGCUUGUCACCAUGUAUGAGAAAAGACUUAAUGGGAUUCUUGCUGAUGAGAUGGGUCUAGGAAAGACGAUCAUGACGAUUGCAUUGCUUGCUCACCUGGCAUGUGAGAAGGGAAUAUGGGGGCCUCAUCUCAUUGUGGUGCCAACCAGUGUCAUGCUUAACUGGGAAACUGAAUUUAUGAAGUGGUGCCCUGCGUUUAAGAUUUUAACUUACUUUGGGAGUGCAAAGGAGCGCAAAUACAAGAGGCAAGGUUGGAUGAAACCCAACUUUUUCCAUGUGUGCAUCACUACGUACAGACUUGUCAUCCAGGAUUCAAAAAUGUUCAAACGCAAGAAAUGGAAGUAUUUGAUUUUAGAUGAGGCUCAUUUGAUAAAGAACUGGAAAUCUCAGCGUUGGCAAACGCUGUUAAACUUCAAUUCAAAGCGGCGCAUUUUGUUGACGGGUACACCAUUGCAGAAUGAUCUAAUGGAGUUGUGGUCUUUAAUGCAUUUUUUGAUGCCACAUAUCUUUCAGUCUCACCAGGAAUUCAAGGACUGGUUUUGCAAUCCAAUAUCAGGCAUGGUGGAAGGACAAGAAAAGGUGAACAAAGAAGUUAUUGAUCGCCUGCAUAAUGUGUUACGGCCCUUUAUUCUGCGUCGUCUGAAAAGAGAUGUUGAAAAACAGCUUCCUAUGAAACAUGAGCAUGUCAUAUGCUGCAGACUUUCCAAGAGGCAGAGAAAUUUGUAUGAAGAUUUCAUUGCAAGCUCAGAAACCCAAGCAACUCUGGCCAGUGCCAACUUCAUUGGUAUGUUAAGUGUUAUAAUGCAGCUACGUAAAGUUUGCAAUCAUCCUGACUUAUUUGAGGGUCGUUCUAUUAUAAGUUCUUUUGACAUGGAAGGGAUUGAGAUGCAAUUGAGCUCUACAGUGUGCUCGAUGCUCUCGCCAAGUCUAUUUUCUUCAACAAAUCUUGCUGGCUUGGGGUUCUUAUUUACAUAUCUAGAUUACAGCAUGACAUCUUGGGAGUAUGGUGAAGUCCAAUCUAUUGCCACUCCUUCUAGAUUGAUUGAACGUCGUGUUAGUCAUAACAAUCUGGAAGUUGUUAAGCCUGGAUUUAAAUAUGGGAACAAAGGUUAUGGAACAAACAUUUUUGAAGAGAUUCAGAAGGCAAUUCUUGAGGAAAGAUUAAAUGAAGCAAAAGAGCGGGCAGCUGCGAUUGCAUGGUGGAAUUCAUUGAGGUGCCAGAAAAAGCCUGUAUACUCGACAACUCUACGUGAACUUCUGACUAUAAAGCAUCCGGUUUAUGACAUACAAUGCCAUAAGACAAAUCCCACGUCUUAUGAUUUUUCCUCAAAGCUUGCUGAUUUUGUUUUGUCACCUGUGGAACUAUUUCAAAAGAUUAUAGGUCAGAUUGAAUCGUACAUGUUUGUUAUUCCAGCUGCACGAGCUCCUCCACCUAUGUGCUGGUGCAAUAAAUCUGGGACUUCUGUUUUUAUCAAUCCAGCCUACAAAGAAAAAUGCUCUAAAAAAUUGCUGCCUCUCUUGACUCCUAUAAGGCCUGCUCUUGUUCGGAGGCAGUUAUAUUUCCCUGACAGGCGUUUGAUACAGUUUGAUUGUGGAAAGCUCCAGCAAUUAGCUAUUUUACUAAGGAGAUUGAAAACAGAGGGUCAUAGAGCAUUAAUAUUCACUCAAAUGACAAAAAUGCUUGAUAUUUUGGAAGCUUUUAUAAAUUUGUAUGGUUAUACAUACAUGCGUUUGGAUGGAUCAACACAACCGGAGGAGAGACAAACUUUGAUGCAGAGAUUUAACACAAAUCCCAAGAUAUUUUUGUUUAUAUUGUCCACGCGUAGUGGAGGUGUUGGGAUAAAUCUUGUUGGAGCAGAUACGGUGAUAUUCUAUGACAGUGACUGGAACCCUGCCAUGGAUCAACAAGCUCAAGAUCGUUGUCAUCGCAUUGGACAGACCCGUGAAGUCCAUAUAUAUCGUUUGAUAAGCGAGAGCACCAUUGAAGAGAACAUUUUAAAGAAAGCAAACCAGAAACGAGCUCUUGAUAACCUAGUAAUACAAAGUGGUGGGUACAAUACUGAAUUUUUUAAAAAGCUUGACCCGAUGGAGUUGUUCUCAGGUCACAGGAUAGCUCCUAUAAAAGAGACAGGGAAAGAAGGAAGUUUGGAUGAUGGGGUUGAGGUUUCUGUUUCUCAUGCUGAUAUAGAGGCUGCUUUGAAAAAUGCGGAAGAUGAGGCAGAUUAUAUGGCUCUAAAGAAGGUUGAAGAGGAAGAGGCUGUAGAUAACCAGGAAUUUACAGAGGAAGCAAUUGGGAAGCUGGAAGAUGAGGACUUGGGAAAUGAGGAUGUCAUUAAAGCUGAUGAAUCUGCAGAUCAAAAUGCAUUAGUUAGUGCUUCAACUAUCGAAAAUAUGGCGGCUACUGAUCUGGAUGGAGAAAAGGCUCUUACGUUAGCAUGCAAUGAAGAUGACGUUGACAUGAUAGCUGAUGUCAAACAAAUGGCAGCUGCAGCUGCAGCUGCCGGACAAGAAGUUUUAUCCUUUGAAAAUCAAUUACGUCCAAUAGAUAGGUAUGCAAUGCGUUUCUUGGAGGUUUGGGACCCUAUAAUAAACAAGGAUGCAAUAAAUUAUCAAGUUCAGUUCGAGGAGAGAGAGUGGGAGCUGGAGCGUAUCGAGAAAUUAAAAGAGGAUAUGGAGGCAGAGCUUGAUGAUGACGAUGAGCCUCUUGUGUAUGAGAAAUGGGAUGCUGAAUUUGCUACACAAGCUUAUCACCAGCAAGUUGAGGCUUUAGCUCAACAUCAGUUGAUGGAGGAACUAGAAAGCAAGGCUAAGGAACAGGAAUGUGGCGAAGAUGUGAAUGGUGAUCUCAUCAAGAAUGAAGCAUCAGGUGGUGGUAAACAUAAGACAAAGAAAAAGAAAACAAAGAAAGCAAAGUUCAAAUCUCUGAAGAAGCACUCUUUGUCCUCGGCAUCUAAAGCUCUGAAAGAGGACGACGUAGUAGAACUUGUGUCGUCGGAUUAUGAGGAUCUUUCUCAAGAAGCAGCUACUUGUGCAGAUGUAAGCCCAACUUGUAUCCUGUUAAAAAACAAACGGAAGAAGGACAAAACUGCUGCUGCUGAAGAAGAGAAGACCACAAAGAUGAAGCACAAGAAACAAAAAAAGACUGCUCUUGUAACCACAUUGCCAUCUAUGGAGUCAAACGUGUUAAGCAUGUUACAUGAGGAAUCAAAAGAUUCCAGGUCAUUUGAGGAUGGUACAAUUGAUUUAGAGCUAAAGCCUGCUAGCAGGGGUAAGACGGGAGGAAAAAUCUCAAUUGCUACUAUGCCAAUGAAGAGGAUUUAUACUAUAAAGCCUGAGAAGUUGAAGAAAAAAGGGAACAUGUGGUCAAGUGAUUGUUUCCCGUCGCCUGAUUCCUGGUUGCCACAAGAGGAUGCAGUAUUAUGUGCUCUUGUGCAUGAGUAUGGACCAAAUUGGAGCUUGGUUAGUGACUCGCUCUAUUCGAUGGCAGCUGGUGGUCUUUACAGGGGAAGAUUUCGCCAUCCGACCUUGUGCUGUGAAAGAUUUAGGGAACUUGUCCAAAUAUAUGUUCAUGCCAUGGCAGAUACUCUCAACAAUGAAAAAGCGAGCACAACUGGACCUGCAAAAGGAUUACUGAGAGUUACCGAGGACAACAUUCGAGUCCUGUUGGAUGCUGCUAUGGAGCAGCCAGAUCGUGAGUUGCUUCUCCAACGACAUUUUACUGCUCUGCUCACAACAGUUUGGAGGAUGACAUCCUCCCUAGAUCAGCAAAGAAGCCGUUCAAUUCCCCACAACAAUCUAUAUCCAAGCAUAAGGCUUUUUGGUACAUCUGUCAAUCCAAAUGCUCAAAAUUCAACCACAGGGUUGCCCAAGAAAAAAUUUGAUUUGGGUCAGUGUGGCAAGCUUAUAAGUGUAGCAUUGCAUGAUGCUGAAAGUGUGGGCUGGAAUGAAAAAGCAUCCCUAUCCAGCCCGAUGGAAGAGGAUCCAACCAGUAUAGAGAAGCUAGAUGUCACAGUGGAGUUCAGAAGAGAGAUAUGUGAGACAAGUGACCCCAUUGGUGGUUUUCCAUCCAUGAUAUCAUUGUCUGUAUCUGGCUUGGAUCCACUACCACCUGUAAGGAUACCUUCAGAAGAAAGUCAAUUUAGAUCCACUCAACAAGUGGCUGAGAGCCGUUUCAGGUUCUCCUCAAGUGCAUGUCUUCAGGGUUUUUUUGCUUGGGCAUCAUCUGCUUUCCCAACAAGUGAACCCCGAAACCGUUCGUCAGUUAAAUCAUCCUCAUCGGGGAAGCACAAGCUUGGUCCUGGUGAAACCAGCAGACCGUCCAAAUCAAAGGUCAGAAAAAUAGCAGAAACUGCUGAGGUUCAUCUCCCAUUUGCAGAACCAAUGUUCCAGCUACCACCUAUCAUUACACCCGAUACUCCAAUCUUCACCUCUGGUUCACAUCCUUCUGGAAUCUCAGAUUGUUUAUUUGAGGAUCAUCUAAUUGAUCCGCCUUGUGAUCCGGAGGAGGAAACCCUUUUAUGUACCAAUAAUCUUGAAAUGUUCCCUCAUUGCUAUAAUCCGAGCUUCAUUUCGGGCCUUGAUGACUGUCCAUUGAAUGAAUAUACAGAUAUUGGGUAACCGAGAGCUGUUAUUGGUAUGUGUUGCAUUGGGGUUAGUUUUCAGCUAAUGCUUUGUAGUUGAGCCCGAGUGUGAAGAAUUACCGUGCUUGCACUCUGCAGUCUUGUGAUACAGUAUCCAAUUGUGCGCUUGAGGGCACCUUUGAGCUGCUGGUUUCGUAACCUUUGUUAGAAGCCAAUCUUAUGGUAGCUGCUGUUGCUCCACCCUUUUACACAGGGUUACGCAGGGCUAAAAGACUAGCCCGCAGAGAACAGUGGUGCGCACGGUUGUAUAAUCCUUGGCCAUUGAUGGCAUUGAAUAUGCAAAAUUGCAGGUGCUUCGAGUUGGUGGCACAUUUUUCCAAAUGAGGCUUUGAUGGGUAUGUAGACUCGUUUCUUUGCGGCAUUCUUUGGAAACUACUUAGUCCAGGAUACACCAUUUUGUAUAGUAGUUAGGCAAACUGUAGUUCUAAUGAAUAGAUGAAACUUUUCAUGUAUAUACUAAUUCCAUCUAUUUAUAAUCAAUGGUUGAUUACA
Beta vulgaris subsp. vulgaris (sugar beet) is the source of this 7052-nucleotide messenger RNA. Its product is annotated as protein PHOTOPERIOD-INDEPENDENT EARLY FLOWERING 1. Bases 262 to 6537 code for a protein of 2091 amino acids. Gene Ontology annotation, cellular component: Swr1 complex. NCBI's taxonomy places the organism in Eukaryota, Viridiplantae, Streptophyta, Magnoliopsida, Caryophyllales, Amaranthaceae. The transcript is spliced from 22 exons. The record is from RefSeq and is a predicted model, not a curated record. Gene Ontology annotation, molecular function: histone binding; ATP binding; ATP hydrolysis activity.